UAGUUCAAAAAGAGGAUCCAUGGCCCCCGAGGUCACACAGCAGCUGGCCUACAUCCUGUGGGUGCUCCUGGCUUCAGGCUCCUGGGCACAGGAGAUAAAGUUGCUUCAAACACUGGAGGGGGAGACCAUCUCUGUGAGAUGCCAGUAUGCACCCUACCAACAGUCACUGCUGAAGAGCUGGUGUUGGCACACCUCCAUCUAUUUCUGUACCAUCAUCGUGGACAGCUUCCAUAAAGAGGCUCCGGCCCUUCGAUCCUCCAUCAAGAUUUUCCCACAGUCUCAUUACUUCAUCGUCACCAUGACAGGGCUCAGGGUCACAGACUCGGGGAUCUAUUCCUGCCAAGUCUCGGAUAAUUCCCUGAGAUCUUUCGCUCUUCUCCAAACCAUUCGCCUGGUGGUAGCUAAAGCUCCAGCCAACACCAGUAGAAUGAGAAUGACCACAGUCCCAGCCUCUGCUACCAGCCCUGUGUUUGAGAGCCCCCCUCCUCCCAACUGGAAGAUCCUCAUUGCUGCCGUGGUGGUAACCGGCCUGCUGCUGCUGGGGCUGGCUCUCCUAGUGGCCCUGUACCUCAGGAAAAGGCGAAGAAGAGCCGGGAAAGGCGAGAAUGAAUCCCACCACGUCUAUGAUGAUAUUCCAGUGCGGAAGGAAGAGCCCCCGGGCUCUGAUCGGCGGAUCGUCUCCGAUGAGGACACGGGGAACCUCUGCUAUGCUUCACUCAUCCACUCAAACCCACUGGGCUUUCCAGAGUCCAUCAAUGCCAACACUCACCCUGCCCAGAAGCCCAUGCCUGACCCUCUUCGGUUCGUGGAAUACACCAGCAUUGCCAGAAGCAGACCACAGCGCCCCCUAUCUGCUGCCCCAGAGGAGGCAUCAAGGAAUCAAAGGCAGAAUUCCCGGGACAGAGAGCAGUUACCAAAUGCUCACUAGGU
Molecule: messenger RNA, 930 nt
Organism: Dipodomys ordii (Ord's kangaroo rat)
Lineage: Eukaryota; Metazoa; Chordata; Mammalia; Rodentia; Heteromyidae
Product: CMRF35-like molecule 7
Exons: 6
Coding region: 20-928 (302 amino acids)
Cellular component (GO): cell surface
Molecular function (GO): signaling receptor activity
Source: RefSeq, a predicted model, not a curated record